Messenger RNA from Erinaceus europaeus (western European hedgehog), 1298 nucleotides. RefSeq names its product RNA binding motif protein 43 (gene RBM43). The record is from RefSeq and is a predicted model, not a curated record. The transcript is spliced from 3 exons. NCBI's taxonomy places the organism in Eukaryota, Metazoa, Chordata, Mammalia, Eulipotyphla, Erinaceidae. Bases 174 to 1073 code for a protein of 299 amino acids.
UUUUUUUUUUCUUACAGGCAUCAGUUUUGAAUGUCAAAGAAUCCAAGGCUUCUGAAAGAACUGUGAAAGUUGCCGGGCUUCCAGUUGGUGCUUCUGGUCAUCAGCUACUGACCACAUUAGUGAAGAGCUACUUCCGAGAGGCCAGGAAUGAGGGUGGAGAUGUUGAAGAUGUGAUGUAUCCAACAAAAGCCAAGGGUGUCGCAUAUAUAAUAUUCAAAGAAAAAAAAGCUGCAGAGAACAUUGCUAGAAAAAAGAAGCUCUGUUUGGCCAAGAAGUUUGGAUCCAUUCAACUCACUGUCUGUCCUUUUACCACGGAGGUUUUUCCUUCUGUACAUGCAGUCCUUGAUCUUUCUGUUUUCCGGAGUCAUUGCAGUCUAGAAAGUCUGGUCAGGGAUCUGCAAAAGAUUCCAGCUCUGGUUUGCAGCGUUUUGGAUCACCAUGGAAGAAUUGCUGUUCGAGGAUCAUUUCUGGCUUUUGAGACACUCAAAGAAUCUUUGCUACUCAAAACACAUUCUCUCUUAGAAGAAAACCGGAGUCUUGUCAAGGAGAGCAAGAAGAGCAGUGGACAGAAUUCCAACAAGAGUCUACAGAGAAGCAGUAACUAUGUGGGGACACUCAGAUCCUCGGUACCCAAGACGGUUUCAAGUGGGGAAACACUUGUGCUUGACACGGAUGUUUUCCUUUACCUGAAAAACAAGAGCCCAUUUUAUGAACACACACUGAAAAAGUUUCAUGUGCGGUGUCAGGAGAGAAUGGAGGGGGGAAUCAGCACAAUCCAUAUAAAAAACACCCACGAGGGUUCUCGGCACAACCAUGCCAAACGAGUAAAAGGGUUCCUUGAGGGUGUCUCAGUCACCCUUCAUUCCCAGCUUAGAAAAGAGAGACUUGUUUUGGAAGGAAAGGAAAGUUCAGAAAAAAGGAAAAUCAAGUUGGCAUGUGAGCAGCUCUGUCUCAAGUACGAUCGGGUUCUGGUUAAUCGUUCCAGGACACAUAUUGACAUUAUAGGAUCCUCUUCUGACAUUUACUUGUUCAAAAAUGAUGUGUUGAAAUUGGCAGGGCUGGAACCCAGGUAGUAGUGGUAAUGAUGAGCAGGGCAGUGGCUUUUCCUCUGAGCAGGGAUGACGCUGUACUUGACUGUAGUCCUCACCGCUACCUUCACUGUAGGCAUGUGGAAAGUGGAGAUGUCACAGCACUUCACAUAUACAACUGGCUUGGAAUAGGGCUGCAGUUAAACACAGUCUUAUCUUACUACAAAGAUCCCAGUUAUUCAACUUAAUAAAGGCUGACUAAACUUUGAA